AUGACGAACGCCGAAAGAAAGAACAUGCUCGAAGGGGAUCAUGAGCUCCAAGGGUCGGUGACGAGUUUCUCCCUAUUGGAAUCGAUGAGCCAAACUCGGUACCUGAUCGAGCUCGUCUACGCGACAGAGACCGUCGGGAGCCGCCUUAAGAGUACUAUCCCAGAGCGCUCCGACGACGGGACCUCAGCUGAUACAGUCAUGUCUGUGGAGGUUGCUAACAAAUAUGUCGAUGACGUGCUUAACCGGGUUGCUGCUUCCUUGAAACAACAAGGCCCAUACCAAUACAAAUAUUUGAUCCGGUCAACCUACGACGACUGGUUCGAGUUAGAUCAAGUUAAACUCUCUCAAACGCAUUUUCUCAAGCGAAGUGGGGACGUGGCUCUCUUCCUCGAAGAGAACCCGAAACGUGUUCUGGCCUCGCUCAAAUUGAGUCAAAUUGAAAUGAAAGGAAAACGUCUCUCGACCUCCGAUAACGAGCUCUACUGUCGGCUGAAAGAAGCGCGAGUGAACAUCACCUUGCUCAGUGACACGAAAAUAAUUCGGGGCGGAAAUAUGCGCAUAAAGACUGGUGAAGUGAGCGUUCAUUACCUUCUUCAUGCCAUGGAAGUGCUUGAGUUCCUGAAGCUCACUUUCCGGAAAUACGUCGACGUUUUCGUCAGAGAAAGACUCUUCAAGACUUUGUUCCAUUAUGUUCCGCAAGUGGCGAAGGGAUUCGGAACUCAGACGGACAAGAAGCGAUGAUCGUCGUUCAGAGAAAUA
Galendromus occidentalis (western predatory mite) is the source of this 759-nucleotide messenger RNA. RefSeq lists its product as uncharacterized. The record is from RefSeq and is a predicted model, not a curated record. The transcript has 5 exons. NCBI's taxonomy places the organism in Eukaryota, Metazoa, Arthropoda, Arachnida, Mesostigmata, Phytoseiidae. Bases 1 to 741 code for a protein of 246 amino acids.